Messenger RNA from Cebus imitator (Panamanian white-faced capuchin), 3497 nucleotides. It is a transcript of the gene ABCE1, whose product is annotated as ATP binding cassette subfamily E member 1. The transcript is spliced from 16 exons. The record is from RefSeq and is a predicted model, not a curated record. Gene Ontology annotation, molecular function: ribosomal small subunit binding; iron ion binding; ATP binding. The coding region runs from base 271 to 1905 and encodes 544 amino acids. Gene Ontology annotation, biological process: translational termination; translational initiation; ribosomal subunit export from nucleus. NCBI's taxonomy places the organism in Eukaryota, Metazoa, Chordata, Mammalia, Primates, Cebidae.
CUUCCCCAGCGGCGAGGAACAAGGGUCGCAGUACAAUGACGUCAUCGCGCCCUACCUACCUCCAGGGUUCCGCCUUACGCUCUCUGUCGCGCGCGCGCACUACAUCCUAUGGCUUGCGCGAGUGGGCGCUGGGAACCGCCAUUUUGGCCGGUGGCCGUGAGAACACGCUGUGUGGCUGAAAAGUGAAGGCAAGAACUGAUUUGGCCUCUGCGCUCCCCUUCGCAAGGGGAUCGUUUUCUCCAGAAGAGCUGGAUAUUCUUUCACACAGUUAUGGCAGACAAAUUAACAAGAAUUGCUAUUGUCAACCAUGACAAGUGUAAACCUAAGAAAUGUCGACAGGAAUGCAAAAAGAGUUGUCCUGUAGUUCGAAUGGGAAAAUUAUGCAUAGAAGUUACACCCCAAAGCAAAAUAGCAUGGAUUUCUGAAACUCUUUGUAUUGGUUGUGGUAUCUGUAUUAAGAAAUGCCCCUUUGGCGCCUUAUCAAUUGUCAAUUUACCCAGCAACUUAGAAAAAGAAACCACACAUCGAUAUUGUGCCAAUGCCUUCAAACUUCACAGGUUGCCUAUCCCUCGUCCAGGUGAAGUUUUGGGAUUAGUUGGAACUAAUGGUAUUGGAAAGUCAACCGCUUUAAAAAUUUUAGCAGGAAAACAAAAGCCAAACCUUGGAAAGUACGAUACAAUUUAUGACAUUGAGCACAAUGCCUCUGUGUUCUUUGUAGAUUUAACCCACCUAAAAGAACGAAAUGUUGAAGAUCUUUCAGGAGGAGAGCUGCAGAGAUUUGCUUGUGCUGUCGUUUGCAUACAGAAAGCUGAUAUUUUCAUGUUUGAUGAGCCUUCUAGUUACUUAGAUGUCAAGCAGCGUUUAAAGGCUGCUAUUACUAUACGAUCUCUAAUAAAUCCAGAUAGAUAUAUCAUUGUGGUAGAACAUGAUCUAAGUGUUUUAGACUAUCUCUCCGACUUCAUCUGCUGUUUAUAUGGUGUACCAAGCGCCUAUGGAGUUGUCACUAUGCCUUUUAGUGUAAGAGAAGGCAUAAACAUUUUUUUGGAUGGCUAUGUUCCAACAGAAAACUUGAGAUUCAGAGAUGCAUCACUUGUUUUUAAAGUGGCUGAGACAGCAAAUGAAGAAGAAGUUAAAAAGAUGUGUAUGUAUAAAUAUCCAGGAAUGAAGAAAAAAAUGGGAGAGUUUGAACUAGCAAUUGUAGCUGGAGAGUUUACAGAUUCUGAAAUCAUGGUCAUGCUGGGGGAAAAUGGAACGGGUAAAACGACAUUUAUCAGAAUGCUUGCAGGAAGACUUAAACCUGAUGAAGGAGGAGAAGUGCCAGUUCUAAAUGUCAGUUAUAAGCCACAGAAAAUUAGUCCCAAAUCAACUGGAAGUGUUCGCCAGUUACUACAUGAAAAAAUAAGAGAUGCUUAUACUCAUCCACAGUUUGUGACUGAUGUAAUGAAGCCUCUGCAAAUUGAAAACAUUAUCGAUCAAGAGGUGCAGACAUUAUCUGGUGGUGAACUACAGCGAGUAGCUUUAGCCCUUUGUUUGGGCAAACCUGCUGAUGUCUAUUUAAUUGAUGAACCAUCCGCAUAUUUGGAUUCUGAGCAAAGACUAAUGGCAGCUCGAGUUGUCAAACGUUUCAUACUCCAUGCAAAAAAGACAGCCUUUGUUGUGGAACAUGACUUCAUCAUGGCCACCUAUCUAGCGGAUCGCGUCAUCGUUUUUGAUGGUGUUCCGUCUAAGAAUACAGUUGCAAACAGUCCUCAAACCCUUUUGGCUGGCAUGAAUAAAUUUUUGUCUCAGCUUGAAAUUACAUUCAGAAGAGAUCCAAACAACUAUAGACCACGAAUAAACAAACUUAAUUCAAUUAAGGAUGUAGAACAAAAGAAGAGUGGAAACUACUUUUUCUUGGAUGAUUAGACUGAAUCUGAGAAUACUGAUAAGCCGCUAAUUAAAAGGAAUAUUUACUAGAAUUUUUGUCAUAUAAAACUUGAAUCAGGAUUUUAUGCCCCACAUAUGCUGGAGCUUGAAGUAUAAUUCACUUAAUAUAACAUCAAAAGCCAGUUGCAUUCUAAAUUGUAAUUGAAACACAGAAAACACCACUUUUCUGUUCAUGAUGAGGCCCUUUUGUGCAUAAUAUUCUAAAAUGAAGACAUUUCAGGCUAUACAAAUUACCUCCAAGUUUUCAUGAUGUGUGGGAAGAUUUUCAGUAGGUAUUUCAUAUUCACGUACCAAACACUGACCAGUGUUGCUCCAUUUUUUAAAUCUUAAAAAGGGUUUCUGUACUUACCUGGUUUGCCAGAUAUGCCAGUGUAAUGAAACUGCCCUUAUUUUAAAAGCCAGUCAAAGAUUCCACUGAUUGACAUUUGAUAAAUAAACAUCAGGAUUAUGUUUAUUAUUUUUCAGUCUUUGCACCAUAUUAUCAGUAUAUGGUUUCUGAGGAAGUUUAUCUACUACAAAACACCACUGUUGGAAAAAUAUGUAUUUUUUAAUUGUUUUUAAUCUUUUUUGGUGCUUUUGAACAUGUUUAGCAAAAACCAAUUCAGUUCCCUUCCCCCCAAAAAAAAGUUACUCUGAAUUUUUUAGUUUUUGCAUUCCAUAAUGUUCUGUGUUCAUUCUCUAGGUAAUGUCAUUUUUUUUACACAUAUAUAAUCAUCACUGAUCAAGAUUUAGGAAAAAUCAUUUCUAAAGAAUAUUUGCAUCCCUUACAACUACAGACUCAAAGUCUUUAAAGAUGGUGCCUAAGCAUCUAUGUAUUUUUUUUUUUAAGUUCCACGGAUUUUUCUGGUGGGCAACCAAGGAUUAUAAACCACUUCCCUAAAGGCAGCAUUAAUGCAAAAGUCCCCAGAUAGCAAUACAAAGUAUCCCUCAGUACCACAUAUACUCAUUUCUGAGUUUGGAUAUAGAGCACAUUAUCUAAACCUUUUUCUAGUUCCAAAAAGCCAUCCAAAUUUCUUGAGUUCCUGCAUUUCGAACAGGAUUACCUAUAGCCUGGAGCCACUUCUAAGUUGUACUUCUGACUAAACUGGAAUUAACUUAUGAGGAAGAGGAUUUACUAAAUAAAUGAGUGGGGCAAGCAAAAUUGAGGGGGAAAUUAGGAAGUAUUUGACAGACUUUAAGAACUACUUAAAAUAAUAGAAGUCUUGAUUAACAUGCAAACAGUGGCCACAAAGUAUGGUUUAAUUGGACCCCAUUAUGCCUUUUAAAAAAUAAUUUAUGUAAGUAAUCUAUCAGUACAUGUUGAAAAAAAUUCAGAUAUGCAGAAUGGAAUAAAAAAUGAACUCCCUUAAUUACCCUCCCAAAGGUUACCAGCGUUUGAAUUUAAUAAUGUAUAUUCUUUCAUUCUUUUUUCUGUGCACUUACCUAAGUGUGAAUAUGUAAAGGGUUUGUUUUGUACACAAAUGGGAUUAUACUAAAAUAAGUAAUGCCUAUUUUUAAGGAUAGGUUAAAUUUAUGAAUGAUUAUUUCAGAUAUAUUGAAUAAAAUAAGUAAAAGUUAUUGUUAUUUACUGA